This is a messenger RNA of Amphibalanus amphitrite, 1840 nucleotides long. RefSeq lists its product as uncharacterized. The transcript is spliced from 8 exons. The coding region runs from base 56 to 1663 and encodes 535 amino acids. The record is from RefSeq and is a predicted model, not a curated record. NCBI's taxonomy places the organism in Eukaryota, Metazoa, Arthropoda, Thecostraca, Balanomorpha, Balanidae.
GUCGCGGCGGAGUGCUGUGAGCCGGAGCGGCAGGUCUGCGUCCGGACUACUGAGGAUGGCGCGCGCGUGGAUCGCCGCACUGCUGGUGCUCCUACCUCUGGUGUGGGGCCAGGCAGCUGAGGAGGCGCCCGAGCCGCGGUCGCCCUACUACCCGCCGCCGCCGCCGCCCCCGCCGCGGCCGUACCCGCCCCCGCCCCCGCCCCAGCAGCAGGGCGGCCAGUUUCCUCCGCAGCAGCAGCUGCCGCCCCCGCCUCCCUCGCAGCAGAGGCCUCCCCAAGCGCAGCAGCGGCCUCCGCCACCUCCUCCGCAGGCCGGCGGGGGCGGAGGCGGGGGAGGGGCCAGCGGCGGCGGUAGCGGAGGGGGAGGAGGGGCUGGUGCCGGGGCCGGAGCCGGAGCCGGGGGAUACGGACCUGUGCCCGGCCCCGCAGGGCAGGCCGGAGCCGGCCCCGCGAUGCCCAUGGCUGUGGUGGACACAGAAGUCACCUGCCAGAGCCGGAAUAUGCGAGUCGAGUUCAGCAUGUCGGCACCGUUUCACGGCAUCAUCUACCCGUACAACCACUUUCACAACUGUCUGCUGCACGAGGGUAACGGUGAGACGCACGUCAGCCUGCUGCUCGGUCACGGCACGUGCGCUAAUGAGAACGGACUCCAGUCGGACGGAACGCUGGCACCAGUCAUCGAGCACCGUCUGAUGAUCCAGUGGGACCGUGAGAUUGUGGAGGAGUGGGACUCGUCCAUCAUCGUGCGCUGUGAUCGGCCCGAGGACUACAACAAGACGAUCCGCUUCGACCUGUCCACGCUGGACGAGGCAGCCUCGUUCGUCAGUUCCACACAUCCAGGCCCCCAGAUGUGGAUGGAGAUUCAGAAGGGUGAGGGGCCGAACGCCCCGGAGCUGCAGGGCUCGGUGUUUCUCGGCCAGGUCCUGACGCUCGUCUUCACGCUUGCUGACGAACACUUCGACUUCGACACUAACGUGCUCACCUGCUGGGCGCUGGACGGUGAGACUGAGAAGCGCCGGAUAGAGUGGCUGACACCGCAGGCGGGCGGAGGAGGAGGCGGUGGAGGCGGAGGCACCCAGCUGAUCCAGCAGAGACGCUACACGGGAGAAAUGGAGGUCAUCAACCAGGGCUGCUCCGCCAAACCCAAGGUGUUCGGACACUUCAACAAGGUGACCGGCAACUUCAACAACAAGCGGUCGAUGACGCAGUACGCGUUCUUCAAGGCGUUCCGCUUCCCGACCAGUGCACGGGUGGUAAUACAGUGCAACGUCCAGGUCUGCUACAGAAAGUGCCAUGAACUGAGACCCUGCAGCGAAAGCUACCACCCGCGGGCAGCGCUAUCGGGUGACGCGGCUGCCAGUCGACGUCGACGACAGGCUGACGAGCCGGCCGACGAGCGUGUCAACCUGGUGCGCUCUAUCGAGGUUCGCCUCCCGGAGGAAGCUGCCGACCUACCCGACGGAGACCUGCCGCCGCUGGCCACCUCGCGCGUGCGCUACACGCCCUCAGACGGCCUGCACUGUCCGCAGUGCACCUCGCUCACUACAUUCUUCAUCGUACUGGUGUCACUGGCGGCGCUGUUGGCCGCGCUGGUAUCAGCGGCGCUCUGGGUUUAUGUGCGACGCCAGCACGGCUGCUCCAGUCUCAGCACACCUACAAAGUGAGCGCGUGUCGGCGUUCCGAGGCUGGGUUGAGUCUGGUGUGCCUCUGAUGAACCAUUCGAGUGUCAUUCGAUUGGUGUUAUUUAUUUGCACACUUGUUGAUAGCUACAUAAUAAAAAUAUAGGUUUUUCGGUGACCCGUAGCGCGGACGUAAAAUAUAAACGAGAUGGACCGAUCGGA